Messenger RNA from Centropristis striata (black sea bass), 2563 nucleotides. RefSeq names its product tumor protein p63 regulated 1-like (gene tprg1l). Gene Ontology annotation, cellular component: cytoplasm. Lineage: Eukaryota; Metazoa; Chordata; Actinopteri; Perciformes; Serranidae. The transcript is spliced from 6 exons. Bases 156 to 1001 code for a protein of 281 amino acids. The record is from RefSeq and is a predicted model, not a curated record.
UGAGGCAAGGGGGCACUGCUUCCUUGAAGCCCUCACAAUCAAAACAUUAGGCUAUUCGUGCGCAAUGGGUGAGUCUGCAUCUUCGAAACGACAUCGUUUAAUCUAACACUCGGCGCACAUUGUCGGGGAGCUCCCCGAACAGCGUUUGUUGCACCAUGCUGCAGCUGAACGACUCGGUGGAGCCGGAGAGUCCGGGCGCUGCGAUUCUCCACCCUGCAGAAACUGAGGAGGGGGUGGAGGUUGCCUUCACGCCGCCGGAGGCCGGACGAAGCCUCGGACACGGAGCUUCCGUGGCCUGCUGCCCCCCGCUACAAACGCUGACGCCUUUUCAUGUGCAUAACCCCACAAUGCAAGCGAAAGUGAAGGACUAUUUUGUGUUCAGGCCAGGUACCAUUGAGCAGGCUGUGAGCGACAUCAGGACUGUGGCACUCCCUUCUGAGGAUGGAGAGGUGCUCAGCGUCUGGCUGCUAGCUGAAAUUGACCACUGGAACAACGAGAGGGAGAGACUUGUGCUCAUAACUGAUAGGUCGCUGCUGGUGUGCAAGUACGACUUCAUCAACCUGUUGUGUCAGCAGGUCAUCAGGAUCUCUCUCAACGCUGUGGACACCAUCUCAGUGGGCGAGUUUGAGUUCCCACCCAAAUCCCUCAACAAGAGGGAAGGCUAUGGCAUUCGUGUCCAGUGGGACAAACGUCCUCGGGCUUCCUUCCUAAACCGCUGGAACCCCUGGUCUACAGACAUGCCCUACUGUACCCUCACAGAACACCCCAUGGCCCACGCUGAUGAGAAGGUGGCCUCUCUCUGCCAGUUGGACAACUUCAGGACCCAGCUGGUGCAGGCAGUGAAGAAAGCCCAUAAGGAGCACCCCAUCCCUGGUCGAGCCAACGGUGUCCUGAUCCUGGAGAGACCCCUGCUCAUUGAGACCUAUCUGGGCAUCAUGUCCUUCAUCAACAAUGAGGCCAAGUUGGGCUACUCCAUAACCCGUGGCAAGAUCGGCUUCUAAAAUCCACAGCUUUUUCAAAUUACAACAGAGUUCAACUCAUGUGUCUGUGUUGCACUGCUCUGUCUGAGGGAAGCUGUUGCUCUACUACAGUGUAAUGCGCAAUCUGUGUGUCUAAGUUGAGCCCGUGAGAUGUCCACACCUCCUUCAGUUGGUGUUACAGACAAGUGGUCGGCCUACUGUAGGUAAAUGAUGCGCAGCACUGCAUGGACUGUCUUUGUUUUUUGUUUGUUUUUGGUGCCCACGGUCCCUUAUCCCUGAUCUGCCGUACCCACCUGGGCCUCCAGGAGUAUGUCCAUGUGGCGUAAUUUGGAGAGAAAGGACACAGCACUUUGGUCAAUUCAUCGCCUCUGUAAUUAUUCCAGAUUGAGCUUCUUGUUGUAAUCUCAUGCUCCUUGUUUAACCAUUGAUUGACAGACGGAAGUUCAGAUUUUGGUCAAGGAAUGCAAACAUUAGGGUCAUUAUUUCAGGAGUAAUGGUGUGCUUUGUUUGGGCUCGUUUCUGCAGCAAAAAAAGGCCACCCAGAAAUAAGCAGUAAAACAUGCAGUAAAACUGAAACCUCAGUCAAGAAUAUGUUCCAUGUUUGUUACAUUAAUACGGUUUGAAAGGGUUGCAUUAUUGAGAUCACAAGGCCAUAGGGUAGCUUGACGGACUGGAAUAGCAGCUGAUAUUUCGAGAUGGUGGAGUCACAUGAUUAUCGUAAUAAGUGUUACUAACAGGGAAACUGUUUCAGGAUCUGCACUGGUAAACAGAAAAGCUCUGAGCUCAGCUGUGUUGCAUAUGGAAAAUAACAGCUGGAAUGCACUCUUCAGCGUCUAUGAAACUUGUUCAGUGGAGAUGAUAAAUUACAUGUUGUGACCUUCCUCUCUUAUUGGCCAAUGUUGUGCUCUUCAUGCCUAUUUGUCUUUACUCAGAGUAGGGAGCUCAUGAACCAAGUGGAGAGCUACAUUAGCUGCUUAAGUUAAAAUGUUCUUGUAUGUUACAGAUGUUUUAUGCAACAUGAACUUGUGAACUGUGUCUUAAUGUUUGUUUGUAAAUUGCCUUAGAGGUCCUGCAUAAUGGUUGGGUUACAAAAUGAGAUACGUGCAGACAAAGCUUUACAUCAGUUCAUUAACCACAUACUUCAUCCAUCUUGCAAACAGGAUUUAGGUGAUUUUUUUUUCUCCUUAACUGCAUCCUAGAAUACAUUAUUGUGCUACCAAAGUAACAUGAGAUAUUUUCAUGCUGAACAAUGCCAAUGAAUAAUCGUGUCCCAAAAUGUCUUUCUCUGGUCUUUACUUGUGCAUGUUCCCUGCACGUUGAGUUUGCAUGACAUAUGUUUUAAAGGAAUAAGCUAAAUGGAUUUUCAAAUACUAAUUAGGUUUUUAUUUAUCUGCUGUUUUUUAUGCAGUCAACUCAUCAAUGCUUCUUGGAAAUAACUUUCAUUGCCAGUUCUAAAGUAUUUAAUUAAGAGAUUUUAAAGAGAUUAACAUGGUUAUUGCAAACAUGUGAAGGCUUACUUUUUGUUCUAGAUAAUUGUAGCACAGGAGUGAAAAUGGAGAGUAAUAAAUGCCUACAUGUUCUUG